GGUACGGAAGCGCUCCAGCGCAUUUGCGCCUUGACUUUUCUUCGUCAGCGCAAAAACUUCCCUUCGUCUUUGGAUCUCUACAAACAUCCGAAGCUCACAGUCGACCGAAUCAGAAUCCUCGGUCGGAGUAUUUUUCACGCCCUUCCAGACUUUCUCAGUUCUGGUUGGCAAACUUACAUGAGAAUAGAAAAUGAAGUGACGUGAAAAACUGCCGUUGUCAAAGUGGAAGUGCUUGUCGAUAUUGUGCUCAGAUAUUACAGAGAAGAAACCGCUGCAACCCAAUGUCUUCAAGUCACAGCUUGGCUCUUGAGCUUAAAUGAGAUGGUUGAGAAUAAUAGUUCUGAUCCAGUAGAUAGGCAUGAAUCUGAAAAGGGUCUCGCUUCGAGGGAACUAAAAGAUGACGUUAAUACCAAAUUUGUUCAACAUCCUGAUGCCAUGGCACUUUAUUCUCAAGCGAGAUCACAGGAGGAGGAGAUUCAAAAUCUCCAUGAACAAAUCGCUGCUGCUUGUUUAAAGGAUAUGCAGCUGCUCAAUGAGAAAUACGCAUUAGAGAGAAAAUGUGCCGACCUCCGAAUGGCAAUUGAUGAGAAGCAAAAUGAAGCUGUCACAUCUGCUUUGAACGAAUUGGCUCGUAGAAAAGGUGAUCUUGAAGAAAAUUUGAAGUUGGCACAUGAUUUGAAGGCUGCAGAGGAUGAGAGGUAUGUUUUUAUGACAUCCAUGCUUGGGCUAUUAGCUGAAUAUGGUGUUUGGCCUCGUGUUGCUAAUGCAACUGCUAUAUCCAACAGCAUAAAGCACUUGCACGAUCAGUUGCAGUGGAAGAUUAAGGCUUCUAAUGAUAGGAUCAGAGAAUUAACUUCUUUGGCGGAAAUUCAUCCCGAAACAGAGUUUCUUGGUAACCGUGAUUCUGGAAUUUCAAAAGGCCAAGUUCUCUAUGGAUCCACGGGUCAUGUUGGUAUUUCUGUUAAUGAUCGAAGGGUUAGUGAACAACUUUUGACACCGAUGGAUGACAUGAUGAGAUACUCAUAUCAAAACCAUGUGGAAGAUGUAGCAAAUUUGACGUUUAAUGGACAGAUGCGCCAACCAUUCGCUGCUGGGGGAUCUCAAGAAAUCUUACAACAUUCGAAAAGGGAUUUAGGACAUACUUUCAAUAGUGUAGCAAGAAAAGAUACCAGGAGGGAGAGGACAGGAGAUAUGGAGGACUCCAUGCAUGACCCUUCCAGUGGGAAUGAAGAUGUUGCAUCUCAUUUUUAUGAAGAGGGGCCGGGAAUUGAGGGAUUCCAGAUAAUUGGUGAUGCAACUCCUGGGGAAAAAAUUCUUGGAUGUGGAUUUCCAGUACGAGGGACUACUCUCUGUAUGUUUCAGUGGGUACGUCAUCUCGAAGAUGGCACGAGGCAGUACAUUGAGGGAGCCACGAAUCCGGAGUACGUUGUCACAGCAGAUGAUGUUGAUAAAUUGAUUGCUGUGGAAUGCAUUCCAAUGGAUGACCAAGGUCGUCAGGGAGAUCUGGUGAGGCAUUUUGCUAAUGAUCAUAGCAAAAUUAGAUGUGAUACAGAGAUGCAAACAGAAAUCGACAUGUUUAUAUCCCGAGGUCAAGCAACAUUUAGUGUGCAACUUCUGAUGGAUUCUUCGGAGAAUUGGGAGCCAGCGAGCUUGACUUUGAAAAGAUCCAAUUACCAGAUCACGAAAAGUAACACAGAGAGUCUGGUGAUCUCGGAGAAAUAUUCGAAGGAUCUCCUCAUCAAAGUACCGUGUGGGUUCUCGACGCAGUUCGUUCUGAUAAGUUCUGAUGGAUCCUCUCAUCCAAUCAGCACAUUCAACGUCCGAAUGCGCGAUACUCUUGUUCUGACCAUGAGGAUGUUCCAAAGCAAGGCAUUGGACGAACGGAGAAAAGGACGGUGAGAGACACGCAUCAUAACCCAAUUUCAGUUUCAGAUCUUUAUUUUAUUACAAUGAGAUCACAUAUAUAUAUAUAUAUAUAUAUACACACGCAAGAGUUUGGACUCAAGCAGCUGAUUCAUUUGAAAUCUUUCUUUUUUUUUUCUCAACUAUUUAAUAAAAAAAAAGAUUGAGA
Messenger RNA from Tarenaya hassleriana, 2071 nucleotides. RefSeq lists its product as uncharacterized. Bases 322 to 1899 code for a protein of 525 amino acids. The record is from RefSeq and is a predicted model, not a curated record. The transcript has 20 exons. Gene Ontology annotation, cellular component: plasma membrane. NCBI's taxonomy places the organism in Eukaryota, Viridiplantae, Streptophyta, Magnoliopsida, Brassicales, Cleomaceae.